CUAAGUCAAGCCUGAGAGAGUUAAAGCAUUUCUUUUUUCCCUCUCUUUAACACAUUUCCUCAAAUUUCUCCAUUGAAACUUCAACGAAUUGUCGAUUCUAGCAAAUAAUUGGUCAUCCUGCGCCAGCCAACGUUUACUUUUGUAAAGAGAAAACAACAUAAUAAGAAAAUUUUGAUGCCAUCAUUUCUAUACUGUUAAUCAGAAAAAGGAAAUUUUCUUGCUUUUUACAUUAACUUUAAUAACUACAACAAAGCUGUAAAUCUGCAGUUAUGGCUGAGAAUCUUAAUCCGACAAAGUUGGAAUACUAUGAAGAAAUGUGGAAGCUUCAAUCUAAUGCAACUCUCCUCUCUUCAUUCCAGGGUGAGGAUGGUAAACAAGUGUUAAUAUUGGACUCCACCAUUUUUCAUCCACAAGGCGGUGGCCAACCUGCAGAUACUGGUUUCAUUUUCAAUUCUGACUUCAAGUUUUCUGUUCAAGGCGUUCGAUCGAAGGACAAAAUAGUGUACCAUUAUGGUUUCUUCGAGAACUCUGAAAAUGCGGUGUUGGAAUCGAAAAUUGAAAAAGGAGCUGAAGUGUUAUUGCAGGUUGAUGGAGAAAGGCGAAAGCUCAAUUCCAGGUUACAUUCAGCUGGGCAUCUUCUGGAUGCAUGCACAGCAAUUGUGGGAUUAGGUCAUUUAGCGCCUGGCAAAGGUUACCACUUCCCUGCUGGGCCGUAUGUGGAAUAUAAAGGAACAGUUCCACAGAACGAAUUGCAGAGUAAGCAGCAGCAAUUAGAGCUAGAAGCUAACAACUUGAUUGCCAAGGGUGGGAAAGUUUUUGCUUCAGUUUUACCAUACAAUGAAGCUGCUGCGCUGUGCGAUGGCUGCCUCCCUGACUACAUCCCCAAGGGAAGCAAUCCUCGAAUUAUUAAGUUAGGAGAACAGCCUGGAUGUCCCUGUGGCGGCACACAUGUUUCUGACAUUUCAGAAAUAUUGGGCGUGAAGGUUUCUCAAAUUCGAGUGAAGAAGGGGAUGACUAAAGUUUUCUACAAUGUUGAGCCCUAGGAAACGUUGGUGGCCUACCAGUAGCUUUUGGAAUCUGAAGGUGACAUUGGUUAUUCAGAAGAUAAAUAUUGAAUAAUCAGGGAUGGCAUCAUUAUAAGUUCAGCUUAAGUGAGCAUUUUGCAAUGUCAGUAUUAACUGGGGGUAUUUAUUUGCUUGAUUAUAUUCAAGAACAGUUACGCUUGAACCAACUUGCUGGUCGGCAAUGUGCCUGGUCAAAUAAUACCACGACGUGCUUCAUUUCUCUUUUGCUUGUUCUUCUGCUUCUGCUUCAAAGUUUGCUGCUUUUUGGGGCAUAUACUGCCAAUGGGGGUUUUGGAGCCACUUUGAAAGGUAGCUUUUUUGUCUACUUUAUUCAAUAAGCACAUCAAUCACCUUCCGAUGGAGCUUGAAAUGAAUGAACUGGGGUCUUCAAGGUACUAUGCAUGAUAGCCAUAAGACAGCUAUUCCAGUGGUUUUAAUUACCAUUCAUCCUGCUGAGGCUUACAGAUUUGUCCAUAUACUAACCUAUGGACCCUGAAACCAUCUAAAUUGAGGCUCUGGGCUCCUUCACUGUCCUCAUCUGUGUCCCUACCAUAUAUCGGCGAUGUAAAUUGGCUGCUACUCCCCUCCGCUACAAAAACUUGUUGUUUACAUGAAAUGAAAUGGAUAUUUUGUGGAUGGAAAAUUAGGAUAAUCUGAAAGGUCCACACCGAAAUUUUCUUCCAGAUAAGCAAGCAGUCCUCAGUGCCUCCAAUCUCACUUUUUGUUCUCUCUGUUUUUGUUUCAUGAUAUCGAAAAUAUAAGCAGCCAUAUUUGUU
Coffea arabica (coffee) is the source of this 1840-nucleotide messenger RNA. RefSeq lists its product as uncharacterized. NCBI's taxonomy places the organism in Eukaryota, Viridiplantae, Streptophyta, Magnoliopsida, Gentianales, Rubiaceae. Gene Ontology annotation, molecular function: ATP binding; nucleic acid binding; alanine-tRNA ligase activity. Gene Ontology annotation, biological process: alanyl-tRNA aminoacylation. The record is from RefSeq and is a predicted model, not a curated record.